Messenger RNA from Dimorphilus gyrociliatus, 569 nucleotides. The record is from the annotation of a GenBank genome assembly. NCBI's taxonomy places the organism in Eukaryota, Metazoa, Annelida, Polychaeta, Dinophilidae.
AGGCCGAUAUUGGCUUUCAUAUUAACCAGGUUGAUUUUUUGCGACAAGCUCUCUAAUUUGUUUUGGCACAAAUAAUACCUACUGAACGGUAAACAUCUAAUAUAAAGAAUAAUUUAUUUGUAGCUGACAUUUGUGAAAGACGAGUGAUAUUCCACGAAACCUUGAAUAAGUUGGAAAAAAAUUUUGCUUCAGCUGAAUAAAUAAUAAUAUAGGAAGAUAUUUUUUAACUAUUAGUAAAUUCUUUACAACUAUUUAGAGUUGGACGAAUAUUCAAGCAGCUACUAAGUAUAAAACCCAAUAGCAUACAGGUAGAUUUUGAUUAGCAUAAAAAGUGGCACGCAUUCUAUUUCUUGAAUUUCAGAAUCAUGUCGAAUGAAGUGAUCGAAGCUCAAAAGAAAUUAGUAGAGCAGCUGAAGAUUGAAAGUCAAGUCGAUAGAUAUCCGGUAUCGAAAACAAGUGAAGAACUUGUAAAAUACAUUCGGGAGUCACAAGAAUAUGAUCCAUUUCUAAUCGGAAUUGACAAGAAACAAAAUCCGUUCAAGGAAAAAUCUAGCUGCGUUGUCUUGUGA